CGGGCGCGCAGCCGGCCAAGUCUCCGGAGCCGAGCCUUCCUCCGCGCGAGCCCGGCGAGCCUCGCCGCGGAUGCCCUGCCCUGAGUGCUGCGUGCCGCGCCAGGCUUGCCCGGGUCCGCGGUGAGACAUGCCCGAGCCCAGCGCUGCACCGACCUCGACUUAUCUGUAAGCAGCCGAAGGAACCAUGGUCAGUAAGGAACCCAGCAAAUGCGCACUCACGACCUCGGCCAGUGAAGUGGAGCCUGCCGCGUGCCUGGCCCUGGAGAUGAAAUAUGCCCUGGAUCCCAACCGGCAGAUUAAGAAGCGUAAUAAAGCCCUGCAGGUGCGGUUUAAGGAUAUCUGCGAGGCGCAGAACGAGCAGAGGGACACGCAGCUCUCCUCGGGACAGCUGGGCGACAAGCCAGCGUCCUACAGGGCCACCUACCGCAAAUACAUGACCGUGCCCGCUCGGAGGUCCAUCCCCAACGUCACCAAGAGCACAGGUGUGCAGACCUCGCCGGACCUUAAGAAGUGUUACCAGACUUUCCCCCUGGACCGCAAGAAGGGGAAUCUCAAAGGCAUCCCAGCUGCGGAUGCCUUUAAAAGUCAAAACAAUGGGUUUGUAAUUGAUGCGAAAGAGAAGACUGAGGAAGGGCCCGGGGAGGGGUCCCGGCAGUGGGACGCGGACCGGGUUCAGAAGGCGGCGGCAUUGGUUUUCCACUCCGAUGAGCACGUGAACGCGCUGGGCCAGCCCGCCGGGGUCAACUGCGCAGAGCCAUGCAGAACCCCCGACCUGCACCGCUGCCCAGAUGCUCCUCUCCAGAACUCCACUCGUCCUCCCUCCCAAGAGCCCGAUUACCAGCUGCACGGGAAAGCAAAGCACGACCGGGCGACCCCAGACGCCGAGGAACCCGCCGCAUCGGCCCACGGGACGGUGUUUAAGACGGAGGUGGCCACCGUUUACGCACCUGCCCCCGGCGCUAGGGCCCCCGAGCUGGCCUUGUCGAACUCCGCCCCCUCGAGCGAGUGGGCCGUCUGCCCCGUGGCCGACCAGGAGCGGAGGAAGGCCUCACGGGCCAAUGGGCUCCAGGCCCCGCCCGGCGCUGCCCUGGCCUGCUCGCCCCCGACGCAGUGCCUGUCCCCCGAAUGUAGUGAAGCGUCCCUGCAGACUCAGGCCCCCCCGGCGCACGAGCACCAGCCUUGUCCGACAGCGCUCGCCGUGGGUGAAGAAUGCCAACAAAUCGUGCCUCGUGCGGAAGUGGUCGAUCUGAAAGCACAGCUUCAGAUGAUGGAGAACUUAAUCAGUUCAAGCCAAGAAACCAUCAAAGUGCUCUUGGGGGUCAUUCAGGAGUUGGAAAAAGGAGAGGCCCAUCGGGAAGGGCUUUCAUAUCGGACUGGGCAAGACACAGCUAAUUGUGACACAUGCAGGAACAGUGCAUGUAUUAUCUAUAGUGUGGAGCUAGAUUUUAAGCAGCAAGAAGACAAACUCCAGCCAGUUCUGAGGAAACUCCAUCCUUUCGAGGAAACUCAGGUCGCACACUCGCCUUACUCUCAGGAGACUUACUCAACUCCCAAGCAAAAACCCAAAACUGAAUCUAAAAAGCACGGACGAUGGAAACUCUGGUUCCUUUAAAACUCAUGGUGUUUGGAGUCUAAAGGCCGUCUUUAAAACCCACUGGAGUUCAAAGUAAAUCCUUUCCCAAAACGAAUAGGACGGAGUGAAUGGUGGCUGACUCGGACGCCACCAGUUCUCACCCUGCUUACCAAAAAGGCCUUUGUAACAGAUCAACUCACAGAAGCGAAGUAGUACAUGUCACACCUUGCCAGCUGUUCUUUGCAGUUCGUGGAUGUGGGAUGUAAAACCGGAAACGAAACUUAACAUAGUCAAAGGUGAUAAGCAAAAAUUCUAUGCCCGCACCCCAGAUCAGCAAGGAUUACAUUAUCAACCUGCAGAACGGCAGGCUGUCACUCUGUAACACAGCUAAAACUCAUAAUUAUUUUCAAGCCUUUAUUUUUUUCUUUAAUACUGAGAAGAAAAAGUAGCCCUUACAUUUGCAAAGGACUUCAUUUUUAUGUUUAAUUUUGCAAAUAAGCGGGGGGCGAGUGCAAUUUUCAGCACAUCAAAUUCCGGAGAAAGCACAAUUUUUUUCAAGUGGUCGGAGACCAUGAAUAAUCUCUAAGAUGUGACUAUAUGUAUAUUUGCCUCAUGUGCUGUAGCGCUAAGCCAAGUGACAUCUCAGCGUCACACUGACACCUCAGAUUCAGCGUUUGUUUCAACUCCAGACCGGUGACGUGCUUACUGCUCAUCCUGCAAAUGCCCAGCAGCCAGGAGUCCCCCGAAGUCAGGACAUGCCUUUAAUCACUGCAAGUUGACAGGGUCAGAGCUAUCGGACACUAAGCUUUCGUAGAUCUCAUUUUUAAUCUUUUGGUACCCAAAGGCCAAAUGAUAAAUCCUGGCAAGAAUUUGAAAACACACGUAGAGAGAUACACAGCAGAUAAUAUAGUCACCAAUAAAUCACACGCGUUCUCUGCCAUCGGAAAGUGUUUCUGUGGAUCAAUCUCUGAGACACUGUUCAUCACGAAAGCUCAGUCAGACAUUUUAUACAAUUCGUUAUGCUUUGUAACAACUGUAGAAGAUCUGACCAUCUCAAAGAGAAACCGCGUGCUUAGUUUAGCUGCUACCAACAAACCAACUAACGUCACCUACAUUUAACCUAUUAGUGAGUUGUACUAAAUGACAUACCUAGGGGAAAGCUGUGAAUCAAAUGUUUUUAGGUCUUUUUUAAAUAAAUCGUGACACUUCGAGUUCUCUUUUGAUUACACAUUGCAAUAUAAAUCUUAGUUCCUUUAUUUUUUCACUCAUUCCUUUGCACCUUUGCAAGUAUCUUUUUAUAGAAAUCAAAAGCCCCUAGUCUAUUAAGGACUCUUGUCUAUGAAGUUUUGGCUUUUCACUGUAGGAAGUAGGGAUCUUCUUUUGACUUUUUUUGGUUCAACUUUAAUUUUGAGUCGUUUGUGAAUGUACAAUGAAACCGAGUCUUCUGGUCUCUGUCCAACCGUUUCUUAUCUAAUCUCGUGCUCACACGCACACCUCACUGACCAGAUGCCAAUAAGGUGGUCGGCCUUAGUGAAAGGAUCUACCUGCGUUUCUCAGAUUGGAGCUAUUUCUUGCCACGCAUUUUCCUCCUGACUCAAUAGCAAAUCUAUUUUCAUUCUAAGUGUUUUGAUUCUAGAAAGACCUUAGUGGACUUGAAAAAAAAGUGACAGGAGUAUCUCAUGUAAGCAUUCUUUGGGGAUUACUCAAGCUAUAUCACAGAUGUGUGUCUUAAUUAAAAGAAAAACACGCAUCUUUUGUGGACAUGAUACAUGAGGAUACAAAUCCUUGAAUAUCAGUUAACAGAAUUGAGAAAUAUUUUUGUGCAAGAGGAAGGCUAAGUUGAUCCUGUACCAUGAAGGAAGUGCAAUUGUUUCAUGUAGAGAUAAAAUUUUAAAAAAUGUGUUUCAUGUAUUUUCUACUCUUUUUAACUAAAGCUAUAAAAAAUGUUUGCAACAAGCUAUCUCUCCUUGUGUUUUCAAAAU
Delphinapterus leucas (beluga whale) is the source of this 3555-nucleotide messenger RNA. It is a transcript of the gene INSYN2A, whose product is annotated as inhibitory synaptic factor 2A. NCBI's taxonomy places the organism in Eukaryota, Metazoa, Chordata, Mammalia, Artiodactyla, Monodontidae. Gene Ontology annotation, biological process: inhibitory postsynaptic potential. The record is from RefSeq and is a predicted model, not a curated record. Gene Ontology annotation, cellular component: postsynaptic density.